AAUGACAGCUUGUCAGAUUGAUUAGAAAAGUUUAAUCAAUUUUAUGGUUUAUUAUAGACAGUUUUUGUUCAAAAGUAUAAAAUAAUUAGAGCAUUUCUCUAUUUUUGAUUUUAGUAAAAAUCAAAGAGAAACACUCUAAUUAUGAAUACUUUUCAGAUAUGUCACAAUACUACCGAUCUAACACCGUUGUAUUUACCCCAACAACUUUAUUUAAAACCGAUAGCGAGAAUAAAUAUAUCUUUACAACUUCCAAAUAUAAAGAAAAUAGGAAAAAGUGUUUCGCAUUGGGAUAUAAUGGAUCAAAUAAGAACUCUAAUAAAACCUGAAGAAUUUACAACGUUAAAAGUUACAAAAACCACAGUGGAAUUUGUUAGAUUAGAAGGUGAACUUGAUUCCAAAGACAAAAUUGAUCGUAUUUUACCCAAGAUACAUAACAAGAUGAUAAAACUAAAGGAUUUCGGGGAGUUAAUGAGAUUGAAAGCAGCCGAAUGGAAGUCUGAUUUUCCUACUAGACGAGCAUGGGAUGAUUUUUUCCAAAAUUCACGCGAUAUGGACGAGAUGAAACCAGGACAACGACCUGAUACCGUGCACAUUUCGCAUUUACCGUCAAAAUGGUUUGUACCAUAUCAUCUCUCAGGUGAGGAAGAAGUAACCCCUUCCGAAAAGAUAUUCUACAGAAUAUUUGAAAAAUUCGGUCAAAUUAGAUCAAUAGAUAUACCCAUAUGUGAUCCUUAUAGAAAAAAAAUGAACACGAAUAUAUCGGGAUUAAAGACUUCCUCCUUUGAUAAUACUCAAUUCUUUGAGGGUUAUGUACAGUAUAAAGACUAUAUAGGGUUUACCAAAGCUAUGGAUGCUUUGAAAAACGUGAAAUUAGUUCAUAAAGAUGAGGAUUCCAUGUUAGAAGUUGAUAUUAAAGUGGAUUUUGAUAAAAGUAAACAUUUAAGUGAAGCUUCUAUUAGAAGAAGGGAAAUAGUUCGAGAUAGAUUGGUCAGGAAAGCCAGGGAACAAGAGGAGAAGGAUAAAGCACAAUUGGAAGAAAUGAAAAAGAAAGAAGAAUUGGAAAGGCAAAAAGAAAUAGAUCUGAAGGAACAGAAGAAAUUGAGGAGAAAAUUACGCGAAGAAAAAAGGAAAGCGAAAAUAUUGGAAAAGCUCGAGAUUUCCGGUAGCGAUGAAAUCAACGAAAAGAUCGCUAACGAAGAAAAAAAAUUACUCAAAGUACAAAGAAAAUUAGAAGCCAUAAGGCUUUUGGAAGAAUUAUUCAGAAGGAUACAGGAGAAGAAUCCUGAGAACGUCCCCAUCUACGAGGGGUUGACGAAUCAGUCCCACGACGAAUUAACUCGUUUCAAAAACUCCAGCGAAUUAGAGGUGCUCAAUCAAAAACAGAAGUUGCAUAACGCGCUCAAAGGAAGAGUUAUGCUCAAAACAAUCCUCGCGGGCGGUAAAAAAAUUAAGAGAUCACGUUCCGAUAGUACGGAUUCCGAUUUAUCGCUCGAUCUUGAUAUACCGGCUACAAGACGUCGACCAACCAGUCCGGUGAUUCAAAAAUAUCCCGAAUUGAUGUACGAUCCGGGUUGGGUAGGUUAUCCUUCAUACAUCCCUCCAGGACCGAUGUUUCCUGAAACUUAUCCGAUAGGCAGUUUCAUACCUAGAGGCAGAAGUUUCCCGAGGCUGCCCAAUAUUCCGGGUCCAUCUAGAGGAGGAUAUGGUCGACGUAGAUCCGGUUAUAGAUUUAGGGGUACAAACAGAGGCGGAGGUAAUUUCAAAAACUACCCGCCGGAUUUGGAAGAAGAGUUUCUGAAAUUCCUAAACGAGCACGAAGACAGGAAACGUAAAUCUUACUCUCCGAGUAGGCGAUCUAGAAGACGUACAAGAUCUAGAUCACGUUCGAGGAGAUCCUACAGCCAUUCGAGGAGUAGAUCGAGAAAAAGACGAUCCAGAUCGCGGAGAUCUAGAUCUUAUAGUUAUAGAUCGAGAUCUAGGUCGUAUACUAGAUCGAGAACUAGAUCCAGAUCUAAAGAUAAACGUUUAACCAGGAGUAGAUCUAGAAAUAGGAAUAGAUCGAGGAGUAAAUCUAGAGGGAGAAGCGGAAAUAGGGAAAAUAAAACUGAAACUAACGUUGAUGAUAGAAAAUCGAAAUCUAGGGAAAAAUCCGUGGAUAGUUCUAGUUUUAUGACACCUAGACAGCUUCAAAGGAGAAGAGAGAGAUCGAAAUCGUGGUCUUUGAUGAGGGAAGGUGAAGCAAAAGGUAGAUCUUGGUCUAAAUCCCCGGAAAAAAAAGAAUAAAAUUUCAUUAUUUAAAUUUUUAUUAAAUUAUUUAUAAUAUUUACGAAAAGUUGUAAUUUUUGUUCUUAAUUAAAGAUCUUUUAAGUAA
Molecule: messenger RNA, 2371 nt
Organism: Diorhabda sublineata
Lineage: Eukaryota; Metazoa; Arthropoda; Insecta; Coleoptera; Chrysomelidae
Gene: Xe7
Product: A-kinase anchor protein 17A
Exons: 6
Coding region: 142-2283 (713 amino acids)
Source: RefSeq, a predicted model, not a curated record